Rhipicephalus sanguineus (brown dog tick) is the source of this 2158-nucleotide messenger RNA. RefSeq lists its product as uncharacterized. The coding region runs from base 109 to 2133 and encodes 674 amino acids. The record is from RefSeq and is a predicted model, not a curated record. Lineage: Eukaryota; Metazoa; Arthropoda; Arachnida; Ixodida; Ixodidae. The transcript has 9 exons.
AACGAAAGUAGCCGCCCAACUCGGACGGUCCAGCCAGCCGAAGCAAACAAGAAAUCAUUCGUUCAAGACAAGCCAGCCUCUGACGAUAAUUCCGACUUCUCAAAAGACAUGACAGGAGUGACGAGCGCAGGGAACAGCGAUUUGACUUCAGGCAAUCAGUCGUCUGACGGGGACAAGCGCGAAAGGAUGGCUGACGAUCCGUGCGUGCCUAAAAUCGACACUGGCUACAACUAUCCCUCAAAAUGCGACAAUCGAACGCUGCUUCGACGGAUGUUCACGUGCGGAGUUAGCAUGCACGAAUUUAUACUGCACGGUCAAGACCCCUGCAAGUGCUUUAUGAACUAUCGUGAGUGCGUCCGGAAAGCAAGGACAGAGCUUAAGUGCGAUGGUGGUGAUGAAAAGGAUGACCCCAUCCUCGUCACAGUGAAGUUAAUCGAGAGCUUGAUGCUCACCUGGUACCAAAACCCAUGCGCCGUUUACUCGAAUUCAACCCAAGCAGCACGAUCAAGCCUUGUAAGCAGUGUUGCGAGCAUUUGUGAUGUGCGGAAGGGAUCAAUCGCAUCGGUCGUCUGCUACGCAACUUACCUAGCCAUGACUGAUCUGAAGACGCCAGCACCCUGGACGAACUAUAAGGACGCUUGCAGCGCUGUCGUCGACGUUCAUAGAUGCUUGGCGGCCGCGGAGCAUACAAGCAACUGUACCAACACUGAAUUCACGGGUCAUUCAAGGAAGUUUCUUCAGGUUAUCACGUCUGGAAAAGAUCUACAAUGCCCAGGAGACACCGCUUUACCUAAUGUGCAAGCAUUAUCUGCAUACGUGAAGCCCGGAUGCAUGCGCAGCAAAGCUCUAAAGAGAGCCCUGCGCUGUUCAUUAAGCUUCCAAGACAUGGCUGACACGGAGCACGAGUUCAGUCCUUCGCAGGCUGUGCCAUGCGGACACGUUUCUCGGCUCCACACGUGCCUUGAAGAUUCCGUAGAAGGCACCGGCUGUUAUGGCGACAUCAACGUACACUCGGAAAUCAAGCUGUACAAGAAAGUGCUUGAAGACGCCUACGACGUCCGGUGCCUCGUGGAAGGGCACCCAGAGACAAACCUUGGUGCAAAAAGCAAGCAACACAUACUAAGACCUCAUGCUAAAAGCAUCUACAAUCAAGCGUCCGGCUCCAGUGGGCUCCGAAGCUGGCGCAUUGAUCUGGGCCUCUACGAUAAAAACAGCGAUAACGUGGGCUACUACUACGACGACUCGGCGGAAGGACGCAAGCCGGUUUUCGCUGGUCCCAGGAUCAUAGCGAUGCACCCCGACGACGCCGAGUAUAACGACUACGACCGGUCGGACACUCUUUACCAGAAGGCGCACGAAUCGAACGCCCCGAAUGGUUGGCGGCCGCUGGCGAUGCGCCUCGAAGAACACGCUUCCACGGCUUCCAAGGUGGCGGACGCAGCGGCAGUCAACGCGGCUUCCAAGGUCGCGGACGCAGCGGCAGUCAACAGCUCGUCGAACGACACUUCACCCCAGACGCUACUGCAGUUCUUCAAGCCAGACAACGCCCUAGAAAAUAUGCCGAGGUCCCGCUCCGGAGAGCUCCAGAAGGUCGAACAGAUUGCCAAGAAACCUCGCGGAAAGAAGGCAACCGGUGAAGAUGACUACUUCUUCGGUAACGACUACGUCGAAAAUUCGGAGCUUGCCAUGUUUCCCAACGGUCUCGACAUGUUCCGCCACUUCAGGGGAGGGGCGCUGGCCAAGAUGGAGCCCGUCGUAGCUGGUAACAAGUCUGAGCUAGGCACCAAUGACUGUCCCGUCGAGAAGAUCAAGCUGGCGCUCGGUCUCUGCAAUGCGACCUUGAGGGGACUUCUACUCCGUUGGCCGAACGUCAGCGAUGUGGGUCUGCCGCUAGACGGCAGUAGCGCAGGAGUUAAGCAGUUCUGCAGCGACCUGAACUCCUACAGGGGGUGCUUGGCCGCGGUCCUGAAGGCUUACAACUGCAGCCACAUGCAGGCAAUCAAUGGAGUCUUCGAGGCGUACAGAAAGAAGAUGCGGCUCCCCUACUGCGCCUCGUCCGGCACGUGGACCCGCGCAACUGUGCUCACUUUGUUUUUCGGCCUGCUGGCAAAUGUUGUGAGGCGACACGUAUAAUGAUUAGGUCCACGAAGGAAUUAAA